Molecule: messenger RNA, 635 nt
Organism: Harpegnathos saltator (Jerdon's jumping ant)
Lineage: Eukaryota; Metazoa; Arthropoda; Insecta; Hymenoptera; Formicidae
Exons: 2
Coding region: 13-594 (193 amino acids)
Molecular function (GO): nucleic acid binding; zinc ion binding
Source: RefSeq, a predicted model, not a curated record
UUCUUUAAGUUGAUGCAGAAAAUAGAGGCGAGGAAAUGGCAACCACAAAAGGAGACUUUUGAUCAAUAUGCUCUAGAUAAGCUAGCGUUGAUGCAUCGCCAUAAUUUUUCGAUAGGGGAUGCUAUUAAUUUAUUGGCUGGUGGAAUCAUGAAUAGUUCCUUAAGAGCCACUGCUCUCGCGAUCCAGGUUGAGACCACUGAUGAAUUUCUAGAAAAGAUGAGGCUGAUCACUGAGGGAGUAGCCGACUUAGAUAAACGACCACAGGCGUCUACAAACAUUUCUAAAAAUAAAGAUGUUCUGUGUAGAAAUUGCCGACGCACAGGUCAUUCUCACCGGGAGUGUCGAAGGGAUGCUUCUUGCUUCUACUGUAAAGAAAAGGGCCAUCGUCAGUACGAAUGUCCAGCCUUGCAGAGGAGAAAUGGCAGGACGCAGACGGCGGCUAAACCACCGUCGAAUACCGCCACAAGCAACGGAAUGUCGGGAACAGUCCCUAGGGACGCAGUUGCUAUCGUCGAAGAAAAGGGAAGCCGAUUAGUCAUCACCAACCCGUUUGUUAAAGUUAACAAGCUGGGCGAUUCGAGAAAUCGUCGAUGACCUUCUACAAAGAGGCAUAAUACAACCAAGUGUGUCACCGU